Schizosaccharomyces osmophilus is the source of this 1098-nucleotide messenger RNA. RefSeq names its product RNA polymerase II transcription termination factor-like protein (gene rhn1). NCBI's taxonomy places the organism in Eukaryota, Fungi, Ascomycota, Schizosaccharomycetes, Schizosaccharomycetales, Schizosaccharomycetaceae. The coding region runs from base 1 to 1098 and encodes 365 amino acids. The transcript is spliced from 4 exons. Gene Ontology annotation, molecular function: RNA polymerase II C-terminal domain binding. Gene Ontology annotation, cellular component: RNA polymerase II, holoenzyme. The record is from RefSeq and is a predicted model, not a curated record. Gene Ontology annotation, biological process: mRNA 3'-end processing.
AUGGCACUUACUCCAGAAAUUGUUUCGGCGAAGUUGGUGACCUUAAAUGAGACCCAAGAAAGCAUAACUGGGAUUGCACAUUGGGUUAUCUAUCACAAACGAUACGCGAAUGAAAUUAUUCAACUUUGGCUGGAUUCACUGCGCGAAGCUCCCUCUAAUAAAAAGUUACUUCUGUUAUAUUUAAUUAAUGAAGUCGUCCAACAGUCUCGUGUGAAAAAAAUCACUGAUUUAAUUGACGCUGUUGCACCUUUCGUCGUAGAAGCUGUUUCACAAGCAUAUGCCAGUGUACCUUCUACCAUAAAAACAAAGAUUAAAUACGUAUACGACGUUUGGUGCCAACGAGCUAUAUUCUCAAAAAAAAUUUUAUCAGAUCUUCAGAAUAAAUUUAUGGAAGCCGAUUACAAUCGUCUUGGUCAACCUUCAGCUGUCGAUCAACCGGAAUGGUUGUCUCUUUCUAGACGUUUCGUAGAAGCAUCUAUUCAUGCAAAAUCUUCAGCAACAACGAAAAGCGCUGUUGACGUCUUGUACAAGUCGUAUAGAGAAAAACCAUCCGAUGAUCCAGAGUUAAAUGAAAAAUUUAAAGCUCAACUUGUGAAUGCCGUAUCGUCCUGCGAAAGAACACACCGUCUUAGCGUGGAAUCUCGUCUGGCUUUAAUAUCCUCUUUAGAGACUUUGUUGGACAAUCAAAGACAACACGUACAAGGAGAGGAAGCGAACAUUUCGGAAUUGACAGACAUACUUACGGUCAUCGAAGGAAAAAGCCCUUCCAUCAAACAAACCCCCGUAGACGCUAAUACCUCAACAGAUCCUAGUUACAACAGUGAUGAUGCAUACUCUCCUGAAGUAGACUCUUAUUCUCCUCCUAUUGAUCAUGCUCCUUAUUCAGCUGAUCUCCAUCCCGUCGAACCAACCUUUUCUCCUCUACCUCCUUCAGUUGCUUCAACCCACAGUGAACAAAACCUUUCCAGUGAGAAUCCAUCAAACGAAAAUUCAGGCCAUGAACAAAAAGAACCAGAAGACGGUUCUCAAACUUUUCAAAAAGAGGGAUCAGCUUCUUCUGAAGAUUCUAUAGCUGCAGGACUUUAUCCCGACAAUUAG